UUUUUGUUGCUCUUCUCUGUACUCUUUCUAGAGUCUCAACAUCUUUUUUACAUCAUGGUGAACAACUGAGGAGACUGAAGUGAGGAUAUGGAGAGAUUUGUUGAAAGGGAAAGGAAGGAUUCAAUGUAAUAUAAUUUGUGAUGUUUGUGUUAUUUUUGGUAACACUUAUGGAUUUCUGUUUCUCUAAUGGGGAGAUGAGAUUCUAGUCAUGGUUAACAGAAAUUGGGGUGAUAUAUGGAAUGAAGAGAGAUUUGCUUAUAUUUUAAUGGGUCCAGUAAUAAGUUCUUAAUGUAGGUUAUACUUACUGGAAAUGAAAGAGGUUUCUCUAUCAUUUUUUCUUCUUUUUAUGCUCCUUUUUAAUUUUAACUUUUUUUAAAAAAAAUAUCUAUUUUUGUAAUUGUAUAAGUUUGACUUGCAUAACUUUUAAUAACAAUUAUUGGGGAAAAAAGGUAAUGUUUUGUUUACAACAAUACCUAAAGUAGCAUAAGCCUUGGUGACAAGCUAGGAGGUUGUAAUGUCAUGAACAACAAUAAUGCACUUGGGAGGGGAGGGCUAGCUCUGUCAUGGGUAAGUGAGCACAUCACAACUGAUGUGUUUAGAAAAGAUUAAAGGCUUAGGCAUUGUGGUUUUAGGUAGGCUGCCUCUGAAGCCACCGAGGCUAAGCAGAGAUAAGAAGGGAAGGGAACUGCACACAAGUGUCCAUGCUCAUAAAGCAAAAACAGAUGAAGAGAAUAUGGGAUAACUCAUUGCCUUAUGUCUGCAUUGUUAAUAAUUAGUGUUACCUUUUGAAUUAGACAUUUAUAAGAGAGUGACAGGGGAUAGCCAGAGUUGACCACCAUCCAUCUCUGCCUGCUUCCUGAUUAGUGCUACUGUAAUAAACAAUUUCCUAAUCCCUCUAGAAGGGUCUUCCUGCCUGACUUGGGAACAAACAUAUUAACUUCUAAUAGUAAUUUAAUUUUAUAGAGGUGAAUGUGUUGGGUUGUUUUUGUGACUGUGUUAUGUGUUUGUGCAGUAUUGCAAAGUUUUAGAAACACUUAACAAGUCCUCCCUCAUUCCAUUUGUGAAAAGACCAACUGCCUUUGAUUUUCCCUUUCUACAAUCAAUUUCUAUAAUGACAAUUCCAUGCAAUGGUUAAGUCCUUGAAUUAAUGUGGAGAUACAAAACCAUGGCUCAGCUAAGUAGCAACACCUAGUCCAACUUACCUUAUCUGAAAAAUAAUAGGAUAGGAUCUAGAUCAGUGCUUUUCAAACUUGGCAAUUGUAAGAUGUGUGGACUUCAACUCCUAGAAUUCCUCAGCCAACAUCCACAGCAGACGUCCACAGAUCUUAAAAGUUGUCAAGUUUGAAAAACACUGAUCUAAGACCUUUCUUCUUCCUUUGUAGCUCUUUUUCUAUUACACACCUUAGAUUAUAAACCAUUACAAUACACGGGGAUGUACUUGGGAAAAAGAGAGCUAUAAAUGUAAUAAGCAAAUAAUGACUAAUCUUCCUUCCUUUUUCAUUUGCUAAAUUUGACUUAGGCUUUAAAACAGUGGAGAACAUUUUCUUCUUAGUUCCAAGAUGAUCUGGGCAGAAUCCACCCCACUGAGGCCAUUUUAAUGGCAGGAGGGAAGGAGCAACCAUUUCUUUCACAAUUUCCUUUCCUAGAUGUAAAAGAGCAGAUUGUUUUGCAACAUGUCUGCAGUGCAGUUUAGUUGACUUCUAAGCUUUUGCUAAACAUUGAAAACAAGGGAAGUUUGUUAAGUAUAGGAAUGUCUGCAGAAUGGGAAGUCAAAAAAGGCAAGAUGAGACACAUUAAAUGGUGUGUUUAUGAUUGUACAGUGGCUAUUGUCAUCCUGAUUAUUUUGACAUGCCUCUGCAAUCAAGAAUGUAGUAUCAAAAUUUGACUUUUUUUAUAGCAUGGAAAGCUCUGGAAACUGGAAUAUCUGUAGCCAACUGUUUGAACCUUUCCUACCUGAUUUUGAGACCAGCAUCACAAUGCUUUAAUAAUCAUUGCAUGGCAGAUGGAUGCACCAGAUUUUUAAAAUGAUUUAAUGUUGGCCAUGAUUUGGAGUACAUUCAAUGGAUCUGGUCUAAUGGCAAAGAUGGGUCAGUAUUGUUUCUUUAUGACAGAUGAGAAAAAGAGGGUUGCCUGCUACAGGGGUGAAUCACUGCAGCAUUAGGGUUUAGCACCUUCUCAAACCAGUAUCACGGAGCUUAAUGGACUAAUAAAAUCUUUUAUUCAUUUAAUAAUUUGGCAAUUUAAUAUUCUAUUUACAAAAUAGUUUUAUAAUUAGAUGGGAUAGUUUUAAGUAUUUUUGUUUAAAAAAAUUAAUAUUCUAGUAGUUGUGUUUACAGUGUAUUUAGUUUGCUCCAUUUUAUUUCUUCUAGUUUGUUUAGUGAUUUUAAAUAUUGUUUUGCCCAAACAGUGUAAUCCUGUAGCAUCAAUAACAGUAGACAAUUCUAGGCAGUGAUCACAAUGAAGGAGUCAGUCUGUUUAUUUUCUAAUUGGGCCUAAUCCAAAAUAUUUUGCUCACAGGUUCAAUUAAUGUUAUGAUAAAUUUGAACAGACAAUUCAGUGGGAAUGCCUUCUUCUGACAGGGGAAGCAGACUAUAAGUAGACAGAGCUUCAUUUGUUCGUAUGAUUUCUUGGUGGAGGUACAAAUAAGACCAGGCUUUGCAGCUUGCAAUUUAUCAGGAAAUCCAAAACUUGCAAAAUAUGUCUGAGAAAUCCAAACUGACCUAUUUCAAUGGUAGAGGACGAAUGGAAUCCGUACGCUGGCUCUUAGCAGCAGCUGGAGUUGAGUUUGAAGAAAUAUUUUUGGAAACAAGAGAACAGUAUCUGAAAUUAAUCAAAGGUGGAUACUUGCUGUUUGAUCAAGUCCCCCUGGUGGAGAUGGAUGGGCUAAAGUUGGUCCAGACCAAGGCUAUUCUCAAUUACAUUGCGGGGAAAUAUAAUCUCCUUGGGAAGGAUCUGAAAGAACGAGCACAAAUUGACAUGUACGUGGAAGGGACCAUAGACCUAAUGGCACUUAUUUUGAUCUACCCUUUUUGUUCACCUGAGCAAAAAGAGAAACAACUUGCUACCAUUAAUGAAAAGGCAGUGACCAGGUACCUCCCAGUCUAUGAAAAGGCUCUGGAACAUCAUAAGCAAGAGUUCCUAGUUGGUAAUUGCCUCAGCUUUGCAGAUAUACAAUUACUUGAAGCAAUUUUAAUGUUGGAAGAGAUAAAGGCUGAUAUUCUUGCGCCAUUCCCUCAACUACAGGCUUUCAAAGCAAGGAUAAGCUCCAUUCCCACCAUUAAGAAAUUCCUAGAACCUGGAAGCCAAAGAAAACCAGUCGCCGAUGAUGCUUAUGUAGCUGUUGUGCUGGAGGUUCUUCAGCUGAAGUUGUCGUAACAUCAUGUCUGCUUGCCAGAACAUCAGAUAAUCAAGAAAAUUUCCAUGAGGCAACAAGGAACCCACCCCAACAUUUACAAGCUGUCCCAAAGGACUCCUUUUAUUACUUAACCUCAGAUGUUGAUAGAUCUUCCACCCUGGUUUAUAUGCAAUGAUGUUUUGCCACAGAGCACUCCCCACCGUUGUUUAUCAUGGCACAGUGCUGCCAGAUGUGCUAAAUGCAAGGAACUUGCCUACCCCUCAUCUGGGGGAUAAUUGAGAAUCCUCUUUUUGUUUCCUAAAAGCAAAAGAUUAUCUGCUGGGACCAAAAACAAUAAAUGGCUUACUCUUUGGUGCAAAUUCUUAAAGUGCAUUAAAUUUUUGCAUUCAAACAA
Molecule: messenger RNA, 3749 nt
Organism: Crotalus tigris (Tiger rattlesnake)
Lineage: Eukaryota; Metazoa; Chordata; Lepidosauria; Squamata; Viperidae
Product: glutathione S-transferase 3-like
Exons: 7
Coding region: 2698-3375 (225 amino acids)
Biological process (GO): glutathione metabolic process; xenobiotic metabolic process
Molecular function (GO): glutathione transferase activity
Source: RefSeq, a predicted model, not a curated record